AACAAUUGUACAAUUAUUUGUAUUAUAUAUUUGUAGUAUUUAUUUAUAGAAUUUAUUAAUAAUUUAUGUUUUUAAUUAGUUGGUGUGAAUGAUAACCGCUUAAACUUCUGAUGUAUUUCUUCAUAAAUUACAGUUUCUAGCAUAACAAAACAAUUAAAGCUGUAGGUUCAGUUGGGCUGAGUACAAGGACAAUGACAGGGUUUGUACAUUUGUGAAGUGUUUUUAAUGAAGAACAAACAUCUGAGAACCGAAUGACAUAUUCCUUUACAGAACAACACCCAGAAAUCAACCAUCAGGCCAUUUAAGACAUUUUUGGAAUGAAAUACUUUUUCACUGUGUUUGUGUUUUUGUUUCAGGGUCAGAUAAUGUACGUUUCUGGUAGCAUAUCCCAUUUAUAAUAUGUACACAAGUGUUUUUACUUGUAAAUAAUAUAUUUAACAGUUAGCGUUUUAAUACAGAGAUAUCUGGUAAUUAUAUUGUAAUUUUCAUUCGACAGUUUCACGUUUUUUGAAAGCAUAUCAGCGGUCAGCCGGUCUUAUGUGAUUUUAGACACAGGACUUUUAUGGCGGUUUGUCAGUGACGACAUCAGGCGGCGGCGCGCUCUCCUGACUGUUGUGAAUAUACUCGAGAGUGUUUAACAUUAACGACCAAGAUUAUAAAGAUGGCGUUUGUUAAAGAGGAGAGUGAAGACGUCAAGAUUGAAGAAACAUUCACAGUCAAACAUGAAGAGAUCGAAGAAUCCUUCAGAGUCAAACAUGAAGAUCCUGAGGAACAAACAGACCUGAUGCUGCUGAAAGAGGAGAGUCGGGAGCUAAAUGAUAUGAAGAAGGACCAGGAUGAGGAACAGCACUAUUUAAAAAUAAUUAAAUUAAGUCCUACUCAAACAAAAACUUCAUCCAAAAAAAAAGCCCACAGAGGCAAAUCGAACACUUGCCAUCAGUGUGGAAAGUCUUUAAGUCGGAAGCAAAAACUUGAAGAGCACAUGAGAGUUCACACUGGAGAGAAGCCUUUCACUUGCCAAAUUUGUGGAAAGAAUUUCGCUCAAAUGCGAAGCUGUAAAGAUCACAUGAGAGUUCACACUGGAGAGAAACCUUUCACUUGCCCAAACUGCGGAAAAGAUUUUGCUUAUAAAAGAAGCUUUAAAGCCCACAUGAGACUCCACACUAGAGAGAAGUCUUUCAUUUGCCAAAUCUGUCAAGCGAAUUUCACUCAAAAACAAAGCUUUAUUGACCACAUGAGACUUCACACCGGAGAGAGGCCUCACACGUGCAAACUGUGUGGAAAGAGCUUUGCUCAAAAAGGGAACCUUAAAAGUCACUUGAUAAUUCACAGCGGAGAGAAGCCUUACACCUGCAAACAGUGCGAAAGCAGUUUCACUCAGAAGGUACACCUGGAAAAACACAUGAGAGUUCACACUGGAGAGAAGCCGUUCAGAUGUGAUCAGUGUGGAAAGAGUUUCACAGAUAGAUACUCUCUUCGUGUCCACAUGCGGAUUCACACCGGAGAGAAGCCUUACGCCUGCAAACAGUGUGGAAGCAGUUUUAUUCGAAAGGUAAACUUCGAGAGUCACAUGAAAACUCACAGUGGACAAAAGCCUUUCACGUGUGAUCAGUGUGGAAAGAGUUUCUCCGAUAAAUACAACUUUAGUUCCCACAUGAACAGUCACAGCGGAGAGAGCAAAUUUACAUGUCCUCAGUGCGGAAAAGGUUUCAGUUACAAAUAUAACUUCAACACUCAUAUGAGAGUUCAUACUGGAGAGAAGCCGUACGCGUGCUGUUGGUGUGGUGAGAGUUUCAGGCAUAAAUCAUCCCUCGAUGUCCACAUCAGAGUUCACACAGGAGAAAACCCUCAUGCCUGCGGACUCUGCGGGAAGAGCUUCAAACAAAAAGCAUCUCUUAAAGCACACAUGAGCAUUCACACUGGAGAGAAGCCGUUCACAUGUGUUCAGUGCGGAAAGAGUUUUAGAACCAAAGCAAACCUAAAUGAACACACAAGGAUUCACUUUAGGAGUGUAAACGGGUUAGAUGUCAGCAAUGUGUAGGUGUAAACAGGAAACACCAGAAGAGACAAUAGUAACUGGAGAGAUGUUUACCACCACUACCAAUAUUAAUCUCUCAUGAAUUCCUGUUAAUAUCUAUCUAUAGAUCUGUUUGGUUGUAAUUGUCAUUGUGUUUACUUGUUAGUAUGCAUUCUUUUAGCAUGUUGUAUGAGCAGCUUCAUUUUACCUUGUACGUCUGUUUCUUUAAGGAUUAAUUUUAUUUGUUACGCCAACAACUCACUGGUCAACCUCAGUGCUUUAAUGUUGUUUGUCCUGUUAUAAUAACAGCUGUUAUAAGCAUGAAUAAAAUCCCAAUCACUUUUAUAACAUAUGUCAUGCUUAUAAAGGUUUCAUGACAGUCUUAUGAACACCUCUUGAAGUAAAGUCUUGCGUUUUAUUCUUUAUUUCAUGUCUGUUCCAGGCAUAUUGGCCUAGAGUAUUUUGUUUUUGCUUUCGUUGUUGUUCGUUUUCUUCUUUUGAGUUAUUUUUCUUUUAGCGUCGCUACAUGAGCUAGCAUUUCCCUCAUGUUGGAGAGCCCCUGUCUGGGUUUUGUUAGUUUUCUCUUUUGAGUUUAUUUCUCUUUUUUUUUGCAAUACACAGAGCUGCAAUCUCUGACCCACUGUGCAAUAUCGUGAGUUGAUGCAUGACAUAAUUGUCUUUGGAUGUGUUAAGUAUUUAUUCUGUGUAUAUAUAUGCAAGUGUAACUUGAAUAAACUUGUAUC
This is a messenger RNA of Danio aesculapii, 2760 nucleotides long. Its product is annotated as gastrula zinc finger protein XlCGF57.1-like. Gene Ontology annotation, cellular component: nucleus. NCBI's taxonomy places the organism in Eukaryota, Metazoa, Chordata, Actinopteri, Cypriniformes, Danionidae. Gene Ontology annotation, molecular function: RNA polymerase II transcription regulatory region sequence-specific DNA binding; DNA-binding transcription factor activity, RNA polymerase II-specific. The record is from RefSeq and is a predicted model, not a curated record. Gene Ontology annotation, biological process: regulation of transcription by RNA polymerase II. The transcript is spliced from 3 exons. The coding region runs from base 662 to 2041 and encodes 459 amino acids.